CACAUAACUGACGUCACGCGGCCUCAAACCCACAGAAUUGUCUGUAUGUGAGGUCAUACGGAGCACGCAAAUUCUUAGGGCUGUUGGCGUCAUCAGGCCUAUAAAUUGUAGUCCGACUCGCGAACUUCUCUAUUGUUUCUUUGAGUUUGCCAAGGAAUCCAGCAAAAUGGCGUCCAACAAACGAGACCUUAAAAUUAUCUCGAUCGCUCAGCUUGUAAUGGCAGGUAUCCUCUUCGUUCUCGGAAUGGUAGACCAUUUUGAAGUUCGCUACAUGUAUGCCAGUCUCAUAUUGAUGCCAAUUUGGAUUGCUCUUCUUGUAAGUAUAUUAUAUUUCUCAAAAGAGUGCAAAUACAAAGUACUGUCUAAAUUUACAUUUUCUAGCAGAGGGUUUAGGUCAGCAAAACAUGCAAAGAUAUUGGAUCUUGCUGUUCUAAAUAAGCAUCUGGUUGUUACGGUGUUCUAAUUUCGUUAUUUUGGGAGAGGAUUUACUUCGAAGCUUAAAGUAAAAUCCUGUUCCAAUCCCUCAUACUACAAAUGUCGGGCGAAUGUUUUACGUAGAAUCACAUUUGACUGGAUAAUUUGAAACCAUUAGGAUUCACAACCUUCCACCUGCAACUAUCUCGUCCGUAAUUCUUUCGAUAAGAAUACAACCGCACUCUCAAAUUGGGUCAAAAUAUGAUGACAUCGGAAACGUAGAAUACAAAGUUCGCCCUUCAAAAGCGAAUCGGUCGUCUGUGACCCGGGAACAUUCAACUUUUUCUGUUUUCAUAUGUUGAGCGAUCGAAGUAGUUCGAAGAUUGAGAAAUGUAUCACAAUACUUCGAUAAAACAGUCCGCAUCAUUCUAAAGUUAUAUUAGGACUUCUCUCAGUUUUGCUGUAAAGUUAACAAAAUAAACAUUGCGUAGGAUGUUUUACACUAGCGGAAGUCGAUCAGAAAUGCUAAUGAUUGCACUGCCAGACGAAGGGAACUCGAUGAUUUGACCUCGAAUUUCUCUUUUAAAAACAACCUUAGCUUUUGUUUUUAGAGAGAAGUUUUCGGAAAAAUCUGUCGAUGAGAGUAUUUUUGAAUUCAAUGUAAGGCUCCCAUACGUCAAUUAGGUUGCGUGACAUAAGUCACGCUAGCUAAAGGCUUCUGUAAAAUGUCUUCUGUAAAAUCAAACAUUUACCGUAAUUUCGGUCCAUUUACCCGCGCGGCAGAUUACCCGCCUCGGUCAAUUUUUGCAAUGGCGAGAAAAAGUUUUCGACAGAUCACCCACACUGGCAGAUAACCCGUACUUGUAAAAAUCUGUUCUAAAAAAAUGAUAUCUCGGGAUCCACUGAGUCGGGGAAAUCGCUUGAAACGGGAAAAUACUCUUUAUCUGAAGGCAGUGCUAGCCAAGAAAAUUCCACUGAUGCUUCGAAUAUUCUGUCGGGCAUUUAAUUAUGCUGCGCCGCGAAAUGAACAUGUCGGCACAUUUUCUGUGUGAAUUGCCCUCAAGUCAGCUUUUUGACAAUCAAAUUCUUUUAUUUUCAAGUUCACCUCCCGUGCAAGCGAGAAUUGUUUUUUGAACUUAACAAAGAAACAAGAUAAAACCUUUGUUAUCGAGUUUUGUAGAUACGUUUUCGAUUUGCAUCGGCUUUCAUCGAUAGCAUUUUAAAAGUCUCUUAUUAUAAUGAGCAAUCUGCGCGAAAUAAAUGGGUUAUCACACAGCUUUUUUGAACUGUAUCUAUAGUGGAUCUUAUCAUGUUUGUUUUUUUUUUUUCCUGCUUAAAAGUGAUGCUAUUGAAAUCAACUCCGAUAUUAAUCGUAUCGAUCCUAUGACUACUGAUCGAGCAGUUAAAUGUUUUUUUCAGGUCAUACCCAUCGGCAUCAUGGGAUUGGUUUUGACAGUGAACGGGUCCAGACCGUCCUCUGCUUUGGUGAGUAUUAAAAUAGCAUAAUACUAUUUAAAGUCGGUCCAUGUAGUAAGUGAGGUAUGUUUGACUGAUUUUUUUUUUUGUUAGCUUGUUUGUUUGUUUUAUUAUUCUUUGCUUCUUCUCGACAAUUUUCCCACCUAGCGUGCCCUUUAAAGAAUAUUAUGGUGUUUGACCGAGAACGUUGUACCUCUAAAAUCUUAACGUUUAAAACACGUGUGAUUUUACGCCAUGAAAACUUAGCUUCCCCUGCCAUUCAUUAUUGCAGAUAAUCGGCCUGAGGUCUGUGGGCAUUGCAUGUGCCGCUCUAUCAGUACUAACCAUUUAUACCUAUGCGAUGGCACUGAACAACAUAUUGUUCUUCAAAUACUUGGAAGCACAAACUGGUUAUUACCAGAAAUUUAGCUGGUUUGCUGAUAAAGACGCAGAAAUCGAGUUCCGGAAAGAGGAAAAAACCAUGAUAGUUGUUCAUGUCUUCAUUAUCAUAUGUUCCAUCCUCGAAAUUAUACUUGUCAUGGCAAGUGUCCAAACCGGCAAGGCCAUGGCUAAGGAGCCACAGGAUAUCCAGGUUUGUGAAAUUACUCCCUAUGCAGUUAAUAAAUUAGAUACAACAACGACAAAAGAACUUAUGAUCCGAAAGGACGACAUCCCAAACUUCAGUGAUACAUCCUGUUCUUUGUCAGCAUUUAUUUUAGAAGAAGAAUAUAAGGGAACAUUACCUACUCUUGAUGUAAAAGAUGUCAUCUUUAAAAAGAUCAUUCAAAUACUAGUGCAAUUUAUUUGUAUGCCAAAUGCGAAAUUUUUCAAUUCAGAAUUGUAUUACUUUGAGAGGAUUUUAGCGAUCAGUCAUUAUUUGCCACCUAAGGGGACUUUGGGGACCGGAGGGUUUCUGAUUUUUUAUAAUAAUAAUAAUGGUCAUCUCACUCCCCCACUAAGGCUCUGGAGUAUAUUUAUGAUCCCCAACCAUGCGACCGAAAAAAAUCAACCGAUAAGCCCUAGUUGGAAGUUACAAUAAACAAUAAACGUGUCUUACUCUAUUAGCGACGACUGACCCCCCCCCCCUCCGUUCCCUCUCAAAACCAAGUAAUCCCUCCGAAAAACCUCCCACCCCUACCCAUAACUAACCCCCCCUACGUGAUGAGUAACGACUGUUACCUUAUGUAAAAUAUUUUUCAUUAUAACUAAUCAGCAGGCAAGCGUUGCUUAUCGUCAAGUGGCAGUGGAUGAUGUCCCUCUGUUAUUCUCGAGUUCAGAUCAAGAGGCAGCUUAGAUGAUAUCCGUUCCAUACACUGCUGUACAGAGGGCGACCAGUUAUCCAUUGCUUUUUAACGCCAUGAUAGUAAAUUAAUUGUUAAAACCACAAAACCGAGAAUGUUAUUAGAAGUAGUAUUAGUAGUAUAAUAUAAGUAGUAUUUGAAUUUUUAUAUUUUAAUAUUAGUUAGUUUUUAAUCUAAACUUAUCUAAAAUUUAUACACCUUCAAAAGGCUUUAUUUUUUUUUUCCAUUUUUGCUAUUUUUUCAUUUUGCGUGGUGUACCUGUAAACUAGUUUUUUAGAUAAGCAUACCGACCACGUUAAAUACAUUGCUUCAUUGAUUGAUUGAUCAAAGUAAUUUAUGUCUUUUCGUGGCCGAAAUGUUUGCUAGAUAUCUUAAGAUCAAAAUGUACCCGGAAGCUUGAAGAAAGCGUAAAUAUAAUUAACGAGUAACCUCCACGAAUGUAGAAAUGUUGUCAUCAGCUUUCGACUUUAACGCCCCACCCUCCUUCCCAAUCCGCCUCCGUCGUUUCGGAUCUUUCUUUUUCUCUCUCUGUUACUACUCGUGUAGAAUCUUGGGAAUAUAAUAGCCUUUACACCCCCAUCAUCAGUAUACAUAUUCUUGAUACUGUUCUCUUUACAUUUCCUAUGGUACGAACAAAAGGAAUUUGUUUUACAAUGAAGAGCCUCUUUCGUUUGGGAUCAUUUCCGUUAUUCUCGUUGCUUAACUUUUUAGUCAGGGGCGAUGCAGCGAGGAGAAAAUAGACAGAGAGACAAGUUAAUAACUAGUUUGACCCUCAAAUUGAGGGCUCAAAAAGUUGUCACAUAGUGCGAGAAAAAAAAGCCUUACAAAUCAUACUCGAUUUAGUUUAAAACUUUCUUUUCCAAGCCCAAGGGAGUGUUUCUAAAUGACCAUUUGCUAAUUCAUUGUAGUUUGCUGUCGGUAAUUCUAAAACAUCUAAACAUUUAAAUGACUAAACAUGUUAUCGUUCUCAAAGUCAUCUUUGGCCCACACCGGCAAUCACUGCGACAAGUCCGGGAAUGUGUUACUGUGCAUGUUUCACUAAUUCAGUUUUAGCUUAUAAUUAAACGUGACGAAAAUAUAUUAAACUAGACAUGGCGUUCAGUCGGCUAGAAUUGAAAAUCAUUUCGAUAAUUCAGCUGGUAAUGUCACUUAUCCUUUUUGCAUUCGGCAUCGUGGACCAUUUUGAAGUAUGUUACACAUACCUCAGCCAUUUGUUGAUGCCAUGCUGGAUAGCGGCUCUUGUAUGUACACUUGCCCAAGACAUCCAACUACGGGUGUUUUAUUGCUUACGCUCAUGCUUUUGACAGUUAAAAUAUGAUAAAUUCGAAGUUCAUGGCGAAGAUGUAAAACUCCCUUUUGCUGGUGCUUCUCUUCGUUUCAAUAAUCCGACCACCGAGACUAAAUUUCACACAACCCUCACAGCUGCCUUUCAUCUAAAUAUAAGAUGAGUUCAUUAUCAGUGCAGGCACUCAAACGAUUCCGAGUGCAAUAAGGAACACAGUAGAUAAGCACGAGUAGCUAAACAUGCAGAGUUACCAUUUGUACCCUAAAUUAUCUCUCUCUGGUUUUAUGUUGCCUGAAAACUGCAUUUUUCUGACUCUUUUUCAGGCAUGUUACUUGAUUUCCAAAACCCAAAUUUUGCUUCUUGCUUGGAUAGGUAUUGCCAGCAAGCAUUAUGGGAUAUAUUCUAGCAAUCAGGGUCCAGACGUUCCCCGAUUCUGGUGAGAAUGAUUACGAACGUAUAUGUUAUUAGAUUAUUUAUGCG
Molecule: messenger RNA, 4935 nt
Organism: Pocillopora meandrina
Lineage: Eukaryota; Metazoa; Cnidaria; Anthozoa; Scleractinia; Pocilloporidae
Source: the annotation of a GenBank genome assembly